AACUUACGUCGCCGAGUCGAGCAGCAGCACUAACAGAGCAGUACGCGGAAACGGUCGAGCGAACGCUAUACAAUAAUCGCAAGAACCUGAGCUGAAUAUACACGAAUAUCCAAAGUUUUAGCGUUAAAAAGCAAUUGAAAUUGUGAAUGAGCCAGCCAGCAGUAUUGCUUGUUUGAUCUGUCUGUCUUUUUGCAUAUCUCAAUAGCGGUGUGGCAAUUUCUGUGCCUUAGUUUGUUGGCUAAUUGUGCAAGUAAAAGAUACAGCAGACCACGCUUUAUAUUUCGCAUGCGCGACGCUCGUUUUCGUCUAGUUUUGUUUGUGUAACAGUGUGUGUGUGUGUGUAUCUGUGUAUGUGCGCUCAAUCUUUGCUCAAUCGCAAUCUUUGGGCAUUGCCCAAACUGGUUAACUAAAAGCAAACGUGUUCUUUACGCUUUUGUUGACUUUGCACAGCGCACGCAAAGCCAAAAGUUAGUCAGCAAACAACAACAAAUAUUACAAAAUAAAUCAAAGGCAAAACAAAACGACAACAAUUCCAGUGUUUACCCAUCGAUACGGUGACCUGUCUACAGCAACCUUAAGAACACCGGGAAAACAGACUGCCACUACGACAUGGAUGCAGCAGCCGAUGGUGUGCCGCCAGCGGCGCCAACAGCAGCAGCGACAACGGCCAACAGUGAUCUGGAUUUGGCGGCCCGUCGCCGGCUCUUCAUCUCACAGCCCUCGACACUGGCGACGCGACGCCAGCAGGCGGUGUGUGUGAGGCGUGCCCAUAAAAUGUACGGCAGCACCAAGAAUCCCAAUGUCGUGCUGGAUGGCCUGAACAUGACAGUGCCCAAGGGCUCCAUCUAUGGCCUUUUGGGUGCCUCUGGCUGUGGCAAGACAACGCUGCUCAGCUGCAUCGUUGGACGUCGUCGCUUAAAUUCGGGUGAGAUUUGGGUGCUUGGCGGACGGCCGGGUUCGCGUGGUUCCGGUGUGCCCGGACCUCGAAUUGGCUAUAUGCCACAGGAGAUAGCCCUUUAUGGCGAGUUCACAAUGCGUGAGACCUUAAUCUACUUUGGCAUUAUCUCGGCCAUGCCACGCAGCGACAUCGAGGAUCGCACCGAAUUCCUGCUCAAAUUGCUCAAUUUGCCAAAUGGCUCGAAAUUUGUCAAGAAUUUGAGCGGCGGGCAGCAGCGACGCGUGAGCUUGGCCGUGGCGCUGCUCCACGAACCGGAGCUGCUCAUUCUGGAUGAGCCCACGGUGGGCGUGGACCCAGUGCUGCGACAGAGCAUUUGGGAUCAUUUGGUGGACAUUACAAGAAACGGUCACACAACUGUGAUAAUCACCACGCAUUACAUUGACGAGUGUGCCCAGGCGCAUAUGAUUGGCUUGCUGCGCGGCGGCAAAAUGCUGGCGGAGGAAUCCCCGGACUAUCUGCGGCAGCAAUACAACGCCGACUCACUGGAGGCGGUCUUUCUGAAGCUCUCCGUGAUGCAGAACAUGGGCAAGCGGCGGCGCUCGUCCAUUGCCCAGGAGAUAGUCGAACAGGUGACGGUGCCAGCCAUCUCGAAUCCCGCGCUGGACAUGUCCGACGAGCAGCAUGCGGCGGAGAUUUCCGGCGAGUUUGGCGACAACAUUUCCAUGUCCUCGGCUGCCAGGGAUCCCAUUACGACCACCGCGCCGGUGGCACCACCCUUGCCGCCAGCCCAGGAGAUACCCACAUCCUUUUGGUACAACCUUCAUGUGAUGCAAUCGCAUCAUUUGCACGCGCUCAUUUGGAAGAACUUUCUCUGGAUGAUGCGCAAUGUGGGUGUUAUGCUGUUCAUUGUCGGUCUGCCUGUGGUGCAGAUUUUGCUGUUUUGCUAUGCCAUCGGUCAUGAUCCGACCGGCCUCAAAGUGGCCGUGGCCAAUCAUGAGAUGUCCGAGGAAAUGAUUAUGCAACAAUUCUGCCCAGUCCAGGCCGGAUGCAAUCAGACAAUGUUGAGCUGCCGCUAUCUCGAUAUGCUGGUUAAGAACAAGAGCAUGGUUGUGAAAUAUGUGGACGAUGAUGAAACCGCCUAUGAGGAGGUGAAACGUGGCCGUGCCUGGGCCGCUUUGGUCAUCCAACCCAACUAUACCACAGCGCUGAUGGAACGUGUCGAGGAUGGCCGCUAUGCAGAGGAUGCCACCAUUGAGGCCUCCGAUUUGGGCGUGCGCAUGGAUUGGUCCAAUCAACAAAUUUCGACGCUGCUCUAUCGCGAUCUGCAGUACACUUUCUUCAACUUUGUGGAGGGCAUGCUGACCGAUUGCGAAAUGAAUCCCAAACUGGGCACCGUGCCCGUCUUCGUCGAGCAGCCCAUCUAUGGCUAUCGGAAUCCCAACUUUACGGACUUUGCCGCUCCAGGCGUUAUUCUAACCAUCAUCUUUUUUCUCUCCGUGGCCAUUACAUCCGGCGCCAUGCUGAUUGAGCGCAAUGAGGGCAUGCUGGAGCGUUGCCUGGUGGCGGGCAUUACGGGCCCCGAAAUUCUGCUCUCCCAGGUCGUCACACAGUUCACGGUGAUGCUGAGCCAAACGAUCUUUGUGCUGAUUGUCAGCUUUUACUUCUUUGAGUUGACUUUGGUGGGCGACAUUUGGCUGGUGGUGGCGCUGUGCAUUCUCAACGGCUUGUGCGGCAUGAGCUUCGGGUUUGUCAUCUCCUGCGCCGUGGACACGGAGCGUACAGCGACGUAUGUGGCCAUGGGCUCCUUUCUGCCCAUUGUGAUGCUGUGCGGCAUCAUAUGGCCCAUCGAGGGCAUGUUCCCGUUGCUGCAGUUGGCCACCGCCUUUCUGCCGCUGACCAAGCCCACGGAAUCGAUGCGUUCCAUUCUGCAACGCGGCUGGGGCAUUGACAAUCCCACCGUGUACAAUGGCUUCAUAUCGAUAUCAUCCUGGGUGCUGGUCUUCCUUGUGCUCACCAUCCUGUUGCUCAAGUUCAAGAAGGGUUAACCGAGACAGAGAGAGAGAGAGAGAGAGAGCGCUCUGUGCGCUCCAUUUCGUAUGAUUUUAUUAGGUUCUAAGGGUACACUUAUGUAUGUCUGCAUGUCUCUUGCUGUAGCUUAGUCACUUGUACAAUUUUUGUAGUGUUUAAAUCCUAGGGAUAGGUUCCGGAAUUCAACUGCGCAUUGGAAAAUUGUUGUGCCUUGUAGCUGUAAGUUCUCAUCAUCAUUCCCUUCUUCAUUUGAACAACAUUAUUUUAUGUGCAUUUACGCAUUAAGCAAACGAAAAACUUUGAAUAAAAAUUGAAAGCUAACGAUUCAAGUCUCCAAAA
Molecule: messenger RNA, 3265 nt
Organism: Drosophila guanche
Lineage: Eukaryota; Metazoa; Arthropoda; Insecta; Diptera; Drosophilidae
Gene: osy
Product: ABC transporter G family member 20
Exons: 9
Coding region: 610-2943 (777 amino acids)
Cellular component (GO): membrane
Molecular function (GO): ATP binding; ATP hydrolysis activity; ABC-type transporter activity
Source: RefSeq, a predicted model, not a curated record